Messenger RNA from Ceutorhynchus assimilis (cabbage seed weevil), 2096 nucleotides. The record is from the annotation of a GenBank genome assembly. Lineage: Eukaryota; Metazoa; Arthropoda; Insecta; Coleoptera; Curculionidae.
GCGCCGCCAUCAGUUAGUUCAAUGACAACUUCUUUCCCUCUUCGAUUUUUCGACGUCGAAACAAAUUUUACCAAAGUUUUUAUUAUUAUUAUUUGUCGAGUACCAGCAGUAGUAGUACCAGCGUAAUUGUUUUUAUUUUUAGGUGUUUGGGCCAAUAAUUUAUAUAGAGAAGAUUGUUUGCGUGAUUGUUGUACAUAUAAGUUUUGUUAGUUUUGGGUAAGCUAAUCUAGUCAUUAUGAAGUGGUUGGUUAGUUCCGCGUGCGUAUUUAGUGCCCUUAUUCUCACAGUAUAUGCAGCGCCAGCGUCCACAGGUCUCCAGGUAUCUGCGUCUGCCAGUGGUGGAGGAGGAGGAGGUUUGGCAGGUAUUUUAUCAAAUAUUGAUUUGCCAGGAUUAUUACAAGGAGUAAACAGUUUCGUUAAACUAGUGGGGGCGUUUUGUCCACCAUUGUCGCAGGUGUUGGACAAUGUGAUCCAAAACGUAACUAGUACCGCCUUCCGGGUGUUUGGUAGAGCGAUUUUGCGGAGCGGCGGGCUGGGAGGCAACAGCGGUAGUACCAGUGGAGAUUCAGGCGGUCAAAGGGUUAACGUGGUACUGCCCACUUUCCCGCCAGACGAGGAUUACGAAGACGAAGACGAAGAUGCUUCUACUACUACUACAGUUACUAGUAAUAUCGCUAAAUUGUCGCAAGAUGUCGAAGAAGUUUCAGAUGCCGCGGUAACCCUUUAUACAUCAGUCGACGACGAUUCGGCCAAUACGAUAGCGAAACGUCACGUUCGGGUGUUGAGGGAGGCGCCUGAGGCGGCGGAAACGGCCGAAGAAGAAUCUUCGGAUCAGGAAGGAGCGGAAUCCGCCCCUGAACCCGGUCAAGACGCUAACGACGUCGACGACCAGGACCGUAACAAGCGGUACUCGCCGUUCGGGGGUGGCGAUGCUCAUACAGGGGCGGGUUCCGGUAACUUUUUGUUCGAUAUUAUAAGGUUGGUAGCCGGUUCGGGAGCCACCGAAGAAUCCGAUGAGCAUGAUGCUGGAGGAGUGGCAGAGUUAGACGUACAAAAAAGCGCAGACGGCUACACCGAAGGUAUUCCUGGGCCCAUAACCAGGCUAUUUGUAAUCGCUAACCGAGGACUUGCCAAUUUGGUACAAGAUUUGAUUCUGCGUCUGGCCCAAACUAGCGAAAGACUAGUCAACUUCAAGGCACGUCUCAUCACCGCCCUUAUUUAAAUAGUUGCCAUCAGAUUUUCAAUUUUGUCAUUUUGUUUUUUUUUGGAAAAAAAUAUAAAAAAUUCUUCAAGCCAGGAAAUAAAUCAUCCACCAACCACCAAGAGCUAGUAGUGAAAUUAUUAAAUUAUUAUUAUUGUACAUAGUUAAUUAUGCAAUUCAUUAAUUAAAAUUGUAAAUACCUUUAUGUUUUCCAAAGUAUGUAUAUAGAUGAAUCAAAUUUUGAUAGGUUUUAAUAUUGUUAAAGAUUAGAGAGAGAGCGAGUAAUUAUUUGUAGGUAUUUUAUAAUUUAAUAAAAAAAUUAGUACUAUAUUAUUAGGUCACAGUAACCAUUUCCUCAUAGUCCCCAAAGUUCGUAAAAACAUAAUUCCAAUGCUUGGGAUCGCCCCGAGGGUCCAAAGGUAAAUUACCAGGCGGUACCGCACUUGCGUUGUACUGUUGAAGCUUUAAUUUUAAAGUUUCAACAACAUUUGGGUACUUGUCGGCCAAAUUUAUGUACUCGCACGGGUCUUUGGCAAUAUCAAACAAACAAGCGGCUUUAAUUGGAUCGCAAGGUACCACAGUUGCGUUACCACACUGUACUGUUGCCUCACUUCUGAGGCGGUUGAUUGUAGAGUCGCUGAUGCUUCUGAGGGCUUUGCCCACCAGGCUUUGAUGUAUCAGAGAAGUAUUGUAGGGUUGAUUGCGGCCUGAAGGGCCGUACCAGUUGUCCCACGCGCCCUCAUAAGUAGUACCUUGAAUUAGCUUCCAGUUGUCGAGCAUUAAAGCAGCGUUACCGUAAAUGUCGUCAAUGUUAUGCAAGAUUUCGUGUCUAGGAGAUUCAAUAUUAUGUGACAAUGCAUUCCAGAUGCUUUGCCCAUCCAAAUCUUUUAAAUCA